UGAAGCACUACCGCACGACAAACUGGACGCUUCGCUUUCGUCUUCGACUACGCCGCCUACCAAACAAGCAUCCUUAUCCUCUUCAAUCGCUCGUCUCCCGAUCUCAUUCUCCACUCGCCGCUUAGGAUUGAGGAUUCAAGAGGAAGAUAGAAGAAGGAUGUGCUUCGAGAGCGACAGCGAGUGCCGGCCGCUGGGUUGGUUGCUCGGCCUCCCCUUCGCCUUCCUCGCCCUCCUCCUCUCCGUCGUCGGCGUUCUGGUCUGGAUCGUCGGGUUGCUGCUCUCUUGCGUCUGCCCCUGCUGCCUCUGCGUCACCAUCCUGGUAGAGUUCGCGAUCGAGCUCAUCAAGGCGCCGCUCCACGUCAUGCGGUGGUUCACCAAACAAAUCCCAUGUUAGUCUUCUUCCGAUCGUUGAUUCAUGCGAGACGAUGUUUUCCGGGUCUGUGCGAUGAUUCUUCUUAUCUUCCCUUCUUCUACGACGAAUUUCUACAUUCUUGCAAGCGAUUGAGAGGAAUAAUUCGCCCACGCGGGUUAUCUUCGGAGGACGAUUUACUCCAUUAUUGAAAGCAGAAGUCUGUUUCAGUUGGCUAAUCCAGUCCGUUGGUAGUUUCGUUUCAGUGGGGAAUUUUGUUCUUGGAAAAAGCAGGAUGAAUUAUGCCAUAUUUUGUGUUUGUGUUCUUUUUGGAAUGUAGUACCACUACCAGUCGGUGGUUCACAGUCUCGCUGUUUAAUAAUUUCUGUUGUUGCCCCGUGGGAUUGGCGCAGUUGGUAUUGAUAUUGAUGUUUAAUUUAAUAGAUUUUGAAUUAAGUUCUCA
Zingiber officinale is the source of this 812-nucleotide messenger RNA. Its product is annotated as signaling peptide TAXIMIN 1-like. Bases 158 to 394 code for a protein of 78 amino acids. NCBI's taxonomy places the organism in Eukaryota, Viridiplantae, Streptophyta, Magnoliopsida, Zingiberales, Zingiberaceae. The transcript has 2 exons. The record is from RefSeq and is a predicted model, not a curated record.